Molecule: messenger RNA, 3130 nt
Organism: Humulus lupulus (European hop)
Lineage: Eukaryota; Viridiplantae; Streptophyta; Magnoliopsida; Rosales; Cannabaceae
Product: probable methyltransferase PMT28
Exons: 9
Coding region: 594-2819 (741 amino acids)
Cellular component (GO): endosome; cytoplasm; trans-Golgi network
Molecular function (GO): methyltransferase activity
Source: RefSeq, a predicted model, not a curated record
GUCAGCACUUGAUUUAGUUAUUAUGUCCACACACGCACGCUAAAAAAGCGCAAACGGGAAGAAACUGUUGGGCGUAAAUUCUAUGUCUGAACUCACAAGACUCAACUGAAGUCACAUGGCUGAUGGCACACAGUAUGUUUAUCAAAUCUGAUCUCAACAAUUGGACUUAUCCUUUUCUCUACCUUCUACUACUGAAAAUGAAGCUUCUCCUACCUGACCUGACCAGGAGGUUACUAUAAUAUAAAUCAUGUAACUUGGAUAAAGAAGUUGAAUCCGGUUGGUGAAUGCGAUGCUAGAACAAACGAAGUUGAAGCUCAUGUUUAGCUUUUCUAUCUAUCUGGAUACUUGAAGAUCACAUUGAUUGUUGAUGGGUUUUAUUUAUUUCGAUCAGAUUUUUACUCACCCAACUCAACAAUCUUCUUUCAACAGGCAUGGAUCUCUCACUUUUUGAUUCAGAUUUUUUGAAUUCGGGUUUCCCAGUGUAGUUUUUUGUUUGGGUUUUAGAUAUUUUUUUACACGUUUUGCGCGUUGUUGUCCAAUGCUCAGUUUAGUUUUUCUGAUGAGCGCUUAUUAAGGGUUAGACUUAGAUACAGAUGGCUAUUACUCGGUUAGGCCGCCAAGCAAAACGACCAUAUGGGUUCUGCGCAAAGAUGACGGCAGUGGCCGUCUUGGGUCUCUGCUUCGUAUUCGUAUGGUCUCUGUUCUCUUCUUCUUCAUUUUCCUCUUCAGUGGCCGCUCGAAGAGAAAGCUUCGAUGACUUAGCUGAACCUGUAUCAGGAAGCUCGAGGGUACGCAAUUUCGGUACUAAAUCUAGUAACAAAGAAGUGAAAAAACAUGAAACGAAGGUGAUAUCUGGCUCUAGUUUGGAUAAAGAUGAGAAAAAGGUUAACGGGUCUGUCUCUAAGUCUUUCCACGAGCAUAAACAUGAGAAAAUGAAUCCCAGAGCAGUACCUAUUAUAAAAAAGGAGAAAGAGAAGAAAAAGCUACCGGAAAAGACUACAGAAGGAGAAGAGGAACCAGCAGAAUCUGAAGAAAAAGAAGAAGAAGAAGAAGAAGAAGAAGAGUCAGACAAGGAAAAGGAUGGAUGGGAAGAAGAAGGAUUGGUAGUAGAUGGUAAGGAAGAAAAUUUGGAUAGAGAAGGUGAAGGGAGAGAAGACACGGAAGGUGAAGGUGGUUUGGUUGAGACGGUGGAUCAGGAAAAUGAAGGAACGUUGGAAAGUGGCGAUGAUGAAUCGAAGAAAGGAGGAAAGAAGAAGAAAAAGUUCAAGGGUCCUUUGUUUGAUCCAAAAAUGCAUUAUAACUGGAAACUAUGUAGUACAAAGAGCAAACACAAUUACAUCCCGUGUAUUGACUAUGAAACAAGCUCUUGGAAGCUCCAAAGCUAUCGACAUACAGAGAGGAGUUGCCCAAAAACACCAAUAAUGUGUCUUGUACCUCUUCCACAUGAUGGAUAUGAGGUUCCAAUUCACUGGCCCGAGAGUAAAGAGAAGAUAUUUUAUAAGAAUGUGGCACAUCCAAAACUUGCAGCGUUCAUUAAGAAACAUAGUUGGGUGGUGGAAUCUGGGGAGUAUCUAAGUUUCCCCCAAAACCAAUCUGAAUUCAAGGGUGGAGUUCUUCAUUACCUCAACUCCAUUGAAGAGACGGUGCCUGACAUUGAAUGGGGAAAGAAUAUUCGGGUAGUGCUGGACAUUGGUUGUACGGAUUCAAGUUUUGGAGCUUCUUUAUUUAAUAAGGAGGUAUUAACGUUGUCAUUGGGCCUGAAAGAUGACCUAGUCGACCUAGCUCAAGUUGCUCUUGAGCGAGGUUUCCCUACCAUGGUGAGCCCUUUUGGUAGUAGGAGGCUUCCUUUUCCUAGUGGUGUUUUUGAUACUAUUCAUUGUGGCGGAUGCACCAUAAAUUGGCAUUCAAACGGGGGGAAACAUCUUCUAGAAAUGAAUAGGAUUCUAAGGCCUGGCGGAUACUUUAUCCUAUCAACUAAACAUGACAACAAUAUUGAAGAUGAAGAAGCUAUGACCACCUUGACCUCAUCUAUUUGUUGGAAUAUUCUGGCGCAUAAAACUGAUGAUGUCAGCGAAGUGGGUGUGAAAAUUUAUCAAAAGCCUGAGUCAAAUGAGAUAUAUCAAUUGAGGAGGAGGAGAUAUCCGCCUUUGUGCAAGGAAGAUGAAAAUCCAGAUGCAGCAUGGUAUGUUCCCAUGAAGACUUGCUUGCACACCGUUCCCUCGGCUAUUGAGCAACGUGGAACAGAGUGGCCAGAUGAAUGGCCUAAGAGGCUUGAAACUCUUCCAGACUGGUUGGAUGAUAAAGAUAAAUUGGCUGCAGACACCAAGCACUGGGCUGCUAUUGUUGAAAAGUCAUAUCUUACUGGAAUGGGAAUUGACUGGAAGAAUAUCAGAAAUGUAAUGGACAUGAAAGCCAUAUAUGGAGGAUUUGCUGCAGCUCUUGCACAGCAGAAUGUUUGGGUGAUGAAUGUGGUCCCUGUACAUGCACCAGACACACUUUCGAUCAUCUUUGAACGUGGACUUGUUGGAACCUACCAUGACUGGUGUGAAUCUUUUAGCACUUAUCCUAGAUCAUAUGACCUUCUCCAUGCUGAUCAUCUGUUUUCACGGCUAAAAAACAGGUGUAAACAGCCAGUGUCGAUUGUUGUCGAGAUGGAUCGAAUACUACGGCCAGGAGGUUGGGCAAUUAUACGUGAUAAAAUUGAGAUACUGGAUCCUUUAGAAGGGAUUUUGAGAAGUUUGCAGUGGGACAUUCGAAUGACUUAUGCUAAGGAUAAAGAAGGCAUCAUUUGCGUGCAAAAAACCGGUUGGCGGCCUUAACUUUCCCAAGUUGUGUACUUGGGUUGGGGUAUCGUCUAUGAUAUGACUGGACUACUAAUUUUACAAAGAUAUUUGUUCCUUAUUACUGAACGCAAAAGGCAACGACAAAGGCAGAGCUCUUUUCACUUGAAAUUAAAGUUUUGAGACGUCUUGUUAUUGUUAACAGGAAACUCUUUUUUUAAAUAUAUAUAAUUUUUAUUAGAAACAAGGAAUUGAUUGGAUAUGGAUAGAGAUAUUCUUAGAUUUUUUAUUUUUCAGGGUGGAUUAUAAUUUUAAAGUUUUGUAAAGGAAAAAGCUGGAGGUUUACACUA